CUAUUGUCUCGUGUUCUUUCUCUCUGCAUCCCCUCCCCUCCCCUCCCCUUCUCGACGCCUCUCCAUUGCUUCCUUUCAUCCUCUGCUGAGUCUACUCUCAACCCAAAGUCAUCGACGAAACAGUUUCAGAGGAGGCGAGCUCGAGCAGUAGCUCUGAUGAUAUAAUGCUUCUCACCCAUCUCCAUCGUUUCUGUGCCCCUUUAUCCAUCUCCAUCUCAUCAUCUUCAUUCUACACCCAACUCUUUCGCCUCCCAAAGACAAGGCGUCCCAUCGGUUCGACUCUCUGCUGCACUACUUAUUCUACUCUAUCCUCUGCACGACCCGUCUCAAUCCCUGACUUACCAUCUUCCAUUUCUGCUGCCUCAGAAGAUAUCAUUCUUGAAACUCCCCAUCAUUUAUCGAUUCCUGAGGAGACCCAGAUCGAAAUCCCUCUUGAAAAGCUCUUCAUUCCUCCGGAAACCGAGAUUUCCUCCGGAAGCGCUCCCUUGAGCACUAGGGUAUUGAAAGGUUCUAACAUAGUUCUUAGCAGGUAUGCGAGGGACGCCCAGAUAUCGCAGGCAGAGUUCGUGAAGAGCAGUACGAAGACGGAGGACUGCCCUUCAGAUGGACUACCUGAGUUUGCCCUCGUUGGCCGCUCAAAUGUUGGGAAGUCAUCACUGCUCAAUUCUCUUGUUCGAAGGAAGCGCCUCGCCCUCACAUCCAAGAAACCUGGUAAGACACAGUUGAUCAACCAUUUUCGGAUAAAUGAUAGUUGGUACCUAGUGGAUUUGCCUGGCUAUGGAUAUGCAGCUGCACCACAGGAACUUCGAGUGGAUUGGGACAGGUUUACUAAAGAUUAUUUCCUCAACCGAUCAACACUAGUCUCUGUAUUCCUCCUUAUAGAUGGUAGCAUUCCUGCAAAAAAGAUCGAUCUUGAGUAUGCUAGUUGGCUGGGUGAGAAUCAGAUCCCGAUGACACUUAUUUUCACCAAAUGUGACAAGCGGAAGAAGAAGAAAAAUGGAGGGAAGAGGCCUGAAGAGAAUGUGCAAGAUUUCCAAGAGUUAAUUCGUGAAUUCUUCCAGGCAGCUCCACCAUGGAUCAUGACCAGCAGUGUUACAAAUCUGGGUAGAGAUGAAAUACUACUGCACAUGGCUCAGCUCCGAAACUACUGGCUGAAGCACUAGGGAAUUGAGUUUUUCCCCAUUGACAAACUGUAGCAGUAAAUCCCCUUAUUUUUCGACUAUACGAGGGACUUGUGUAGAAAUCUUGCUGUGGGUUGAGCACUGGAGCAUGGAUAUUAAUCUUGUAACAGGUUUGGCUUUCCCCAAGCAGCCUCACCUGAUGAGAAAGCAGAGAGGGAAAAUAAAGAAUACCUUAUAAGUGAGUGCCUUGACAUUUUCUGAAAGACCACCAGCAACAUGUAACAACGAGCCCCCGGGAUUUUACAAUUGUAAGUUUUAAUUAGAGGAACAUUUUUUUUUUCUUUUGAUA
Macadamia integrifolia is the source of this 1470-nucleotide messenger RNA. Its product is annotated as GTP-binding protein At2g22870. Gene Ontology annotation, molecular function: GTP binding. Bases 165 to 1163 code for a protein of 332 amino acids. The transcript has 4 exons. NCBI's taxonomy places the organism in Eukaryota, Viridiplantae, Streptophyta, Magnoliopsida, Proteales, Proteaceae. The record is from RefSeq and is a predicted model, not a curated record.